AGGCAUUCAAAACCAACUUUAUUGCCUGCAGUUGAUUCUGCUAGUGCAAAUGCCCUUGUCAGUGGAAUUCGCUGUCAAGAUAGAGCAAAUUAUUUAGUGAAAUAGGGUUUUGUUUCACAGUUUUGUACUUUUUAACAUACUAUUGCUUUUAAGACCAUGGCUGCCAAGAUUUUGCCUGUAGUCAAGUUUGCCACAAAAGUGACCAUUGCAGGAGGAGCCCUAUAUGUGGCAUAUGAUUCAGGACUUCUUGGAGGCAGCGAGCAAGGAUCUGUUGCCUUAGGCCGAGCUAAAGCAGCCAUCCCACCUGCUGUGGAGGAGUGGAUGAAGUACUUUGGCUUUGAGCUUCCUGCCACGCCCAAAAUUGAGUUCUCCCCACUGGAUGCAUGGAACUCAGGGGUCAAGAAGUCUAUCCACGCCCUAUCAGUUGCUCCUUCCACAGUUAGUGACUACACCAAACAAGGCCUGCAAUAUGUUAAAGACCAUUCAAAAUGAGCAUUUAGAUGUUGAAAAAUGUCAGCGGCUGAGAAGACUUGCACACGUCGAGAAGCGCUUCACCCUCAUAUACGUCGAACUGAAUUCCGUUAAGUUUUGAGGAACAACAAUUAGAUUUGUAAAAUUCAAAUAUGAAAAUUAUAAUGGUAUAAACCACAAUUUUCACUUUUUUUUGUGCAUGUGAUUUCAGUUACAUAAAUAACAGAAACGUAUUAAUCUUGAAGUCAUAAAGCUUCAAGAUGAACCCUAAUUUGAAGAUAAAAAUAUAAGCGUGUUCUAUAUGUAUAUUGUUAUUGAGCUCUUUUAUUUAUUUGAGAAAUCUCUUCCUGGAAAUGGUCUGUUCUGGCCUUCUGGAAUCGAAAUUCACCUUUUAUAGACACAAAUUGACUGCAACUGAGUUUUGUAUAGUUUAUAAUCCCAUGUUGCUCUGUCAGAUGUAAAAUAAAUCAUGUCAAAUAUUUUGAUGGA
Molecule: messenger RNA, 960 nt
Organism: Megalobrama amblycephala (Wuchang bream)
Lineage: Eukaryota; Metazoa; Chordata; Actinopteri; Cypriniformes; Xenocyprididae
Gene: micos13
Product: mitochondrial contact site and cristae organizing system subunit 13
Exons: 4
Coding region: 157-492 (111 amino acids)
Biological process (GO): cristae formation
Cellular component (GO): MICOS complex; mitochondrial crista junction
Source: RefSeq, a predicted model, not a curated record